CUGUUGUGUGCCUGAACGAAAGUUCACCUGGCUGCUGGCUGUUUCAUUUGACAUUAAGAUGCUAACUAAUUAGCCAAAAGAAACUGCGUCUGUGUGACAUGUAUGCUUUGACAUCUUUGAAUAAAACAGGUGUUGGCUCUGUAGCUGCAGUGAAAGUGAAGCUCUGACAGGAUUCGGGCCGCUUUUCCACCUGCUGCUGUUCUCAAUGAGGUACAGAGGAGCCCAGAUCUGUCUCCGGGCUCAUGGCUCGUGCUGUCUAUCAUGUCUCUCCCUGCCUGGCAGAAUCACUGUGGUCCGAACCUACAGUGCUCACCACCAGCCCAGCUCCCCGCCACCCACUAAGCCUACCCCUCCUGAUGGGAAGAGCGGAGCCGAGGUGGUGAAGGAACGUGCACUAACUGCCUUACAGCAUGCAGGUGAUUUGGGAAGGCAGUGGGGUCAGAGGACAGCUCAGACGGCCACUGCCUCAGUCAGCUCCUGGUGGGUGAGGUACGAGGAGUUUGUCGGGAUCAAUGAGGUCCGCGAGGCCCAGACCAAAGUCACUGAGGCUGAGGCAGCCUUUAUGGUGGCCAGAGGGAUGGUGCGUGAGGCUCAUGCCAGCCUGGAGGCCCUGCAGGUCAGACUGAAAGAGGUCAGAGAUCGGCUGGACAGAGUCUCCAGGGAGGAGGCUCAGUACCUGGAGCUGGCCACACAGGAGCACAAACUACUGCAGGAGGAGCGUCGUCUCCGGACGGCGUAUGAGAACGCAGAGGGAUCGGAGAGGGAGAAGUUCGCCUUGUUUUCAGCAGGUGUCAGAGAGAGCCACGAGAAGGAGAGGGCAAGAGCAGAACGCACCAAGAACUGGUCCAUCAUCGGCUCCGUGCUCGGAGCCCUCAUCGGAGUCAUGGGAUCAACGUACAUCAAUCGCGUCCGCCUGCAGGAAUUGAAGAGUCUGCUGUUGGAGGCCCAGAAAGGUCCAGAGAGCCUGCAGGAAGCCCUCAGAGUCCAGGCUGUAAACCAUCGCUCCCAGCAGGAUGAGCUCCGAACGAUCAUCGACAGCCUCAGGGUCACUCUGAAUGAUGCCUCCACACAGAGGGACAUUGGCCUUCAGGAUAAGAGAGCUCCGGCCCCAGCCUCACCCUUGGUGCCUCUUUCAGCCUUAAAAGACCUCCACAUCCGCAGCCAAAAGACAGAGUCACUUCUGGAGUCCCUCCAGCCCCAGCUGGGCCAACUGGAGCAAGGACUUGGUAGAGUCGAAGGUGAAUUGUCGGUGGUGAAGAGGCUGCUGGAGACCACACCUCAGGCUGAAACACAGGCUGUUCAGCCACAGUUAGCAGCACCAGAGAGACCAGAGAGACCAGAGCGAGGGGACCAGUGGGAGUCAGAGGUGGUGGUGAAUCGCCUAGAGGAGACCCAGAGGACGCUGGGAGAACGAAUCAGGACAAACACUUUUUACAACGCUGUAUUUACCUACACCGCUACUGCCAUCACCAUCUCUGCCGUCUACCUGCUAACGAGAGGAGCUGGUUAGAUGUGAUACCUCCAGUCUGAAUAUGUUCACAUGCACUGUACGUCUGUCGGUCACUGAGAGUAAUAAUAUAAAUUAAUUAUGUCAGAAAACAUUUACUUUAUUGGAAGUAACUGAGUUUCUGUAUUAAACUGGUAAUAGGUGCUGAUUUGGGCUUACCUUCCACUGCUGCUGUUCACUGCACUACUGACCGCCUCUGAAUAUUUUUAAUUCCGUGAUCUCAAGAUGAAAUGAUAACAUCACAAUUUACCUGAAAGGCGCAGAAAAACAUGGACUCUUGGGAUUCAUUCACACCGUACACUGUCAAUCGAUCAAACAUGUCAAUAAUUAAAAAAGAACAGUGCUUCAUUACCAGGCUGCUAGUGUUGCUUUGUAGGCUAACGUUAGUAACAUGUGCUCCUACCCCGCCAGCCUGCACUGAUAUGAGAGAAGCAGUUACAAGUGUAGCAACUUUGCUGCUAGACUUAAGGUACAUUUUGGGUGUCGUAUGGCAUCAUAUGGGGGAAUGCAACAUGGAAAUAUGUCAAAAUGUGGGACUAUCAUGCACAAAUUGGCAAUAACAUUUUUUCAUUAGCUAAGUAGCUAGUUAGCUACUGAGACAUCAGCAUGAUAGACCAUAAUACAUUGAAAUAUUAAACCAAGAUAAUAUGAUUGUUACUGUAAUUUUAAGAUCUCUAUCAAUGAAGGAGAAUUUAAUUGUGGGUUUCUGUUUGUGUAGUGAUUUCUCAUAACACCAGGUUUCGUCUGUACCUCUGAAAACCUCUGUUCGGAGGACCUAAAACUUCACCCUACCCCUCUAUCCCAACAAGACUCGGGACGCCCUACCUCUAGACUGAGUGUCAGGGGCAGCAGGUGUAUUGGGGUAAAGCCUUAGUAUCUGUUAUUUCAUGUCCAUUAUUGUAACUGUUUGUCCUAAAUUGUCAAACAUGAUCAUCAGGUUUCUUGUUUGAAGUGACGCUACACAUAACUGAACGACACAUUAGAGUACAGCAUAGACACUAUUUUUAAGGUCGCAUCUAUUAAAUACUUUUCAUCAUUUACUUUAUAAAAUGGCGAUCACAAUACCCCAGCCUAAAAAUCACGUCUUUAAGUUGCUUGUUUUUUCCCUCCGACAUUGCUGGAUUAUUCACAUAGGGGCUAAAAUAAGCUGUGGGCCUGUGUUGACCAUCCUGUUAGUGGUGAUUUAGUAGAAGAGUUUAUUUAUUUAACAAUAUGCAGCAUGUCAGUUUUGACACAGGGCCCUCUCGAAGAGUGAGAAUCAUGCAGGACCAACCUUAAGGCCAGUAUUGUUGUGCAUAUUCCUCUGAAGAGAACAAGCCUAAAAUAUUAAAUUGACUUCAUGAUAUAAAGAAGAAAAAAACAGUAAAUCAUCACAGUUGAAAAACUGUAACCAAACUGAUUUUGGCUUUUUUUUCUUGAUAAAUAUCUUUAAUGAAUAUCCUUUUUUUUUUUGCAUCAAUUUUCUGUCAUCAUCUUAUUGACCAAUCAUUUCAACACCUGGUAACUGAGUCUCAGAAACUUCUCCGCCGAGUAUUUCUGAGCUCCUAAUCUGGAUUGCAUUUUUCCUUAAACUGAGUCACUGAAAGAGAGCAUGAGUUAAAUACCUAAAGGGAAAAACACCAGUUUAACUAAACAUGCUUUGUUCACUCAGACACUUGAAGACGUGGAUUCAUUUGUAAGCCAAGGCAACUUUAUUUAUAUUGCGCACUUCAGCAAUAGGGCAAUUCAAAGUGCUUUACAUACAAAUUGCAAAAAAAACACCACAUUAUUAAAGGGCAUUUAGACACAAUUAAAAAUAUCAUUAAUGAGCCAAGAGAAUAGAAAAUAAAAAUAAAAUUAGGCUAAAAUAGAGAAAACAGGCAUAAAAGUUACAGUGCAGUGUGAGAAAUUAAUUUUUUGAUUUGAUAAAAGGCAGCAACAAACAGAAAAGUCCUCAACCCAAAUUUAAAAGAACUGAGAGUUGCGGCGGACCUACAGUUUUCUGGGAGCUUGUUCCAGAUAUUUGGUGCAUAAAUGUUAAACGCUGCUUCUCCAUAUUUAGUUUUGACUCCGGGGACACAAAGCUAACCUGUCCCAGACGACCUGAAAGUUCAGGAUGUUUCCUAAUGUAGCAGAAGAUCAGAAAUAUAUUUUGGCCCUAAACCAUUUAGUGCUUUAUUUAACCAACAGUAGUAUCUAAUAUCAAUUUCUAGAUGUCACAACUGCUUCUAAAUCAACACCUAUGACAGUCAAGACAUCAAAUCUUAAUUUUGACUAAGACAUAAUUUAGUGAUUAUUUAACGUAAACAUGUUGGGUUUAACUGAUGAUGGCACAAUUGUUCUGUAUAUGCGGCCAAGUUAGUCCAGUGCCAAGUGAGUUUUAAACUUGAUUCAGCCUUGUUGAACCACAGAGGGACCACGUCUUCUGUUCACAAUCUGUCCUCUGGGAUUAAUCUCCAGGCUGCUCCGAGCUAAAAAACGCAAAACUCAGACUACAGAUGCUGGAUGAUGGAGUUGCGCUUGAUUUCUGUUGCCCAAGAUGUAAAGGGAACCCAUCAUAUGUGAAUUUAAGUCAUUUUACAGGACAUGAAAUUGUGCACAAGAUCAGUACAAACACCUAAAGGAGCAAUAAUGAGAAAAAGGAUUGUGAGUUUUAAUUUAUGUAAGAAAACACUGUCAGGUGAACUGACAAAAACGUCCCUUACAAAGCUCUGAAAUGGCCUUUAAGCACUGCAGUCCUCACUGUCCUUUGGAUAAAAACUAGAAUAAGUAAAGUCCACUCACUACAUGUGAACAUGUAGAAAAAUAUUAGUAAAGUUUUGCAGACUCUGUCUGCUGCAGUGUUUAACCUCCUCCAGUACUUGAACUUGUUGUUGUGUGUUUUCAUGCUGAUGCUCGUCAUGUUGUUGACAGAGCUGAACGAUGAUCACUGUGUAAUAAACUGUCUGUUCUGCUGACUGUUGUAUAAUAAGCGACUAAUAAAGUCACUGU
This is a messenger RNA of Epinephelus moara (kelp grouper), 4477 nucleotides long. RefSeq names its product coiled-coil domain containing 51 (gene ccdc51). The transcript is spliced from 7 exons. NCBI's taxonomy places the organism in Eukaryota, Metazoa, Chordata, Actinopteri, Perciformes, Serranidae. Bases 206 to 1510 code for a protein of 434 amino acids. The record is from RefSeq and is a predicted model, not a curated record.